CUGGCAUAUACGUUUGUCGAUCAGAUGCUCAAGACAGGCAAAGUGCGGAAAGAUGUUGAGAAACUGGUGCCACGUCUUAGACUUGUUCGUGCAUCACUUGUCAUUCCUGUUGACAUUGACGACAGCGACUCUCGCGCCAAUUAUCUUAUUGAAGAGAGGAUUAGCGGUACAUUUGUUAAGUAUAUUAACAACAAUUCGGCUGUUCCAGCUCGUAUCCUGGACAGCAAAGAAGCAGAAAUCGGACUAUUCCUGUGCUUCGUGCAACACAUCCAGUAUCGUCUCUCCAAUGAGAUGGUCUACCUCUCUGAUUUUCAGGGCUCCGGUGAUCUUCUUACUGACUGUCAAGUCAUAACGGGCUCAGACUUUGUGAAUAAUUUUGGCGACGGAAACUGCACAGCUGCUUUCAAGAACUUCCGAUCUGAACACCAGUGCAACCAAUUUUGCCGUGCCUUCGGUUUGCAAGCAUUAUCGUAGUCUUGAUAGGAAGACGGAAAUCGCGUCGUCGUGACGGAAACACCUGGGCAGCACGAUGUUACUAGUCACAUAUUGAAUUUCACUUGAUGUUGUGCUAUAAAGUACCUCUGCAAACAGCGGCAGAGCAAAUGUUGGCAUUAACGUUGAAUAUUUGAAUGUCGAACGGCGGAAAUUGAACGUUGAUCGAUCAUCGAUCAUC
This is a messenger RNA of Suillus discolor, 673 nucleotides long. RefSeq lists its product as uncharacterized. The record is from RefSeq and is a predicted model, not a curated record. Bases 25 to 474 code for a protein of 149 amino acids. Gene Ontology annotation, biological process: protein phosphorylation. Gene Ontology annotation, molecular function: protein serine/threonine kinase activity; ATP binding. NCBI's taxonomy places the organism in Eukaryota, Fungi, Basidiomycota, Agaricomycetes, Boletales, Suillaceae. The transcript has 3 exons.